This is a messenger RNA of Canariomyces notabilis, 2420 nucleotides long. Its product is annotated as alpha/beta-hydrolase. The record is from RefSeq and is a predicted model, not a curated record. The transcript has a single exon. Lineage: Eukaryota; Fungi; Ascomycota; Sordariomycetes; Sordariales; Chaetomiaceae. The coding region runs from base 399 to 2027 and encodes 542 amino acids.
UGAGCAGACACUGAAUUCGCAAGGUGGUUAUUGGUGUUGAAUUUCAUCUGGUCAAGUCUUCUCCACUUCGAGUCUGCAGUGCCAUCGUAUGUGAGUCGGAGAGCCGGAAAAACGCUUCGCCUGUGCGAUCCCGGGAGAAGAGCCGAACUCCACAAGUAACCUCCGCUUUUUGAUCCGUUAUCCGGACGAGCUCCCGGUAUCACCCUUCCGGAAUCCCUUUCAUCAAUGUCAAUACAUCUUUGAACUUCAUUUGAUCUGCAGUUUGGAAUUUGGAUGACCAAACUCUCGGUCGGCUGCAUUUCGAACUGCCAGCCCGGAAACGCCCAAGGAAAAGUGUAGUAAGCAAAGAGAACAGCAAAGGAAGAUCAGCACAAAGAAGUUUUAGGCGUCCCAAAGCCAUGGCGGGGAACGGGCCCGGCAUGCUGUACGUCACGAUGCAACCCCGCGAGGGGUUGUCGUUGGACCAGUUCCACGAAUGGUACAACAACGAGCACGGCCCGACACGUUUGCGCCUUCCGCACAUCUUCACCAACGGCCUGAGGUAUCGCGCCACGGAUGGCCAGCAACCGCAUUUCCUAGCCGUCUAUGAUGUGACGUCCAUGUCACAUCUCGAGACUCCCACAUACACGGAACUGCGCGCAAACCGCUCUACCCGCGAGGCUGCUACCAUCGGCCAAGUCGAUGUCGACCGCAGGUUCCUCGAUCUCGUCGCCGCUCAGGAGAGUCCCUUGUUUGCGCCUAUCGAGAAGCUAACUGAUGCCGAGGCGGAGGGGAUCGUCCUGGUGUCGGUCAAGGUGUCGCUUAAGCCGGGAGUUGAGGGUGCGGAGGAGGCCGUCACAAAGUGGUACAGGGAGGAACAUAUUCCAAUGCUCGCCAAGAUCCCGGGAUGGCUUCGCAGUCGCGUCUUCCGCGCCCCUUCGGCCAUCGAAGGCGCGGGCAGCCCGGUCGAGAUUGUAACCCUGCACGAGUACGCAAAGGUCAACGGCCUCGAUGGACCAGAGCACAAGGCAGCAAUGAACACGCCCUGGCGUGACGACAUAUUUGCAAAGUACAUUGCUCAGAAAAGCCGCCGUACGUAUGAGCUAUUUUACGUUUUCAGUCCGGCGCCGAGGGACUUGGAGCAUUUGUCGAGACUUCCGCAGACGGCCGCAUUCAGGACAGCCGACGGAAAAAUUGCUACCACUCCUGGCCAAAAAGACGCGGCAAUCGACGCGUAUGUCACGACUGCCGAUGUUUUAACUAUUCCCUACCGGCUGGAGGGCAAUCCAUCUCCCACAGCCCCGACGGUGGCCUUUUCCAACUCCCUUCUUACAUCUCUCCACAUGUGGGACCCCUUAGUAGCAAUCAUCAAGACAGAACGUCCCGAUCUACGUAUCCUUCGCUACGACACACGCGGGCGGUACGACGUUCCCUCUCCGCCCGUCCCAGCAAAUCUAGACAUGUUGAGCGACGAUCUGGCGACGCUGCUCACGGCCCUGCGCAUUCCAAAGUUACACGCCAUGGUGGGCGUCUCGAUGGGCGGUGCCACGACUCUCAAGUUUGCGCUCAAGUAUCCGGAGCUGGUGGAAAAGUUUGUCGCAUGCGACUUCAACGUGGCGUCCAGCGAUGCGAACACCGCGGCCUGGAAGGAGCGUAUUGCGGUGGCUCAAGGCCCGGACGGCGGGAUCCGGAAGCUCGCCGGUUUGACAGUCGAAAGAUGGUUCCAUCCCCAUACGAUGACCGAGAAGAAGGAUGUUGCCGAGUGGAUGACAGAGAUGGUAGCCGCGAACAGUGUUCAGGGGUUCAGAUAUUCCUGCCAAGCGUUGUGGAAUUAUAAUAUGCGGGAGGAGAUGAAGAACAGUACGGUCCGGGGCUUGUUUGUUGUCGGUGAGGGCGAUGGUAAGGGUGCCCUCGUCAAAGCUAUGGACGGGUUUAAGGGGUUGCUCGGCCAGAACGGUUGCGAGCUCAAGAUCGUCCCCCUUGCCGGUCACCUCCCUAUGUCGGAAGCGCCGAGGGAAUUUUGGGAGGCCAUUGCGAGUUUCAUAUAAGGACCUCCGAGACGUACCAGACACUGAGUUACCACUUGACGACCUAAGAUAUCUUGGUAAUACAAUCCUGGUUAUCAAGAUGCCGUGGACUCCAUAGGCGUCAUCUAUUACCAUUACUUCAAGUUUAAAACUGCUACUAUCUAUGUACACUGCUCGUCUGCGGGUUAUCCGACAACUCUCCGUCAAACAAGGCCUGUUUAUCGUCCUCUUGAUGAACAGGGGGUGCCACAGAAAUGUCGCCUCUCAUAAUUUCAAUGACAGAGAUUAGGGGCAGGAGGAGCAUAAGCAUGGAGAGCAGUUGCCCAAAGCUCCAUUGCUUCUCCCCAUCGUCGCUAAGUUUGACAUCGGGAUUGCCAAACGCCUGGGAAAGCAGAUAGGCACGAGUGGUGGCUC